Messenger RNA from Mauremys mutica (yellowpond turtle), 1254 nucleotides. Its product is annotated as ATPase family AAA domain-containing protein 2B-like. Gene Ontology annotation, cellular component: nucleus. Lineage: Eukaryota; Metazoa; Chordata; Testudines; Geoemydidae. Bases 1 to 1254 code for a protein of 417 amino acids. Gene Ontology annotation, molecular function: histone binding; chromatin binding; ATP hydrolysis activity. The record is from RefSeq and is a predicted model, not a curated record. The transcript has 9 exons. Gene Ontology annotation, biological process: positive regulation of transcription by RNA polymerase II.
AUGGUGAACACCAGGAAGAGCUCCCUGCGCCCCCUGGGCAAAGCGGCGGCCGCCGCGGCCGGAGCCGGCAGCCAUUUCAUCUCGUCCCGGACCCGCUCCUCCAAGAGAGGCACCAAGGCCGGGCUAGAGGAGGCGGCGGCGGCCCGGAAAGAUGAAGGUAGUGAUGGUAGUUUGAGUGAUAGCCACAUAUCCCCUCCAGCCAAACGUACCUUGAAACAUGCUGAUCCGGUGUGCAAAGACAAAUCAAAAUCACGCAGUACUGGGCAGCGAGAGGAAUGGAGCAUUUCAGCUGGACAGUCCAGGUUAACGUCUCAGGCUGGUGCUACAUUACCAACUGGACGUAGCUUAUCUCUCAAAAGCCAUCCCCUUCGAGGGGAAAAAAAGGGAGAUGGGGACCAUGCUUGCAUAAACGGAGAUAUAGAAGUGAGAAAAAGUUGUCGGUCCAGGAAAAACAGAUUUGAAACUUUGAAUCAGAGUUUAUUGUUUGAUCAGCUAGUAAACAGUACUGCUGAAGCUGUACUACAAGAAAUGGACAAUAUUAACAUCAGGCGGAAUAGGCGGUCUGGAGAAGUAGAACGGCUGCGAAUGUGGACAGACACAGAAUUUGAAAACAUGGACAUGUAUUCUCGAGUGAAGAGAAGGCGGAAAUCACUGAGAAGAAAUAGCUAUGGAAUUCAGAACCAUCACGAAGUGUCCACUGAAGGGGAAGAAGAAGAAUCUCAAGAGGAAGAUGGAGAUAUAGAAGUAGAAGAGGCAGAAGGAGAAGAAAAUGAUCGACCUUAUAAUCUAAGGCAAAGAAAAACUGUGGAAAGGUACCAGGCACCUCCAAUAGUGCCAGCUCAUCAAAAAAAGAGGGAAAAUGCACUGUUUGAUAUUCACAGAUCUCCUGCAAGAAGAAGCCAUAUCAGAGAGAGGCAACCUGCAUCACUUGCUCCCUCCCGAAGACAUGACCCUCAAGCGGAAUCUUUUGAGGAGCAGGCCACUAAUACUGAUGAAGAGGUCUCUCCUAUUAUUUCAUCAUUGUCUCUGGAUGAAGCUGUUAUGAUUCUUCGUCCAUCCUUGGUGGAUGAUUUUAAGCACUUCCAAGUUCUGGUCAAGAGAAUUGCUGACUCCUUGCGGUUCUCUUUCCAGGAAGUUAAAGAACUUCAUCAUAAGCUGCUUGAUAUCCUCUAUUCACCUACCUUUGCCCACUUAGCUUUGCCUGUCAAUGAAGCUCUUCUGGACUCCAGCUACUGCAUGCAAGAGAGUGGAUAA